Molecule: messenger RNA, 702 nt
Organism: Erythranthe guttata (spotted monkey flower)
Lineage: Eukaryota; Viridiplantae; Streptophyta; Magnoliopsida; Lamiales; Phrymaceae
Source: RefSeq, a predicted model, not a curated record
AUGGAGUCUGAUAGUGACGCAGAUGAGGCUUCAUCGAUGCCACCUGGAAUGAGUGAGAAAACAACAAAAAAGGGUCGAGGUAGAACAAAAAUGCUCAAGUCAUUGGGUAAGAAAUUUUUUGAGAUUCAGGUUAAUGAUCUUAAUCAAGCCAUAGGAGAGAAUGCAGCAAAACUCUCUAGCCAAAUGGGCCGUGUAGCAAAGAAUGGCAGUCGAUUUCCUCUUACGAUGCAAAUGGAAAACGGUGAAGAUCCUACAGACUAUGACUAUUGGAUGGCGACACAUGUUGGUUUUGCCAAGAGCACAUUGGAUAAGAAGACGUCUAAAUUUAUUGGAGUGAUUGAAAAAGAAAAGUUAGAGUCAUUCAACAUACCCCAAUACACACCUUCACCUGAAGAAGUGAAAAAUGAGGUUGAAAAGGAAGGCUCAUUCACCAUCAACCGUCUCGAGUCUUCAGAAAUCACAUGGGCUGCCUGUAGCCCUGGGCCCGAGCCCAAUAACAGCGACGCCGGUGAAUAUCUGGCCCAAUGCAUGAGAUCCGUCACAGAAUCGCUAUUGGUUAACCAUUUCGGUCAACUCGUAAUUGACCAAUUAUUCCAGAUAUACAGCAAAAUCAUUUCCCAACACAUCUCCGACGAAGAUGCCAAAUUUUCUAACGUCACUGUUUCAUUGACGAGGAGAUCGAAACAACCACCAUCAUCAUAA